AUGACGCUAGCGAUAGCCCGGCCAACUGGUGCGUUUGCUCUGCGUUUUGGUACGUACCUCGUCCACAUCCUGCCUGCAACUUCCCCAGCUUGGGAGGACACGCAAGUGACAACUGGCGCCAUGGCGCCCCUACCCAUCAAGUUUCAGGAGCUCGUCCAGCUCGGCAGUGUCGGCGUUGACGCGCAAUCCAUUGGCUUCAACUCCUGCACUCUCGAAUCCGACUCGUACAUUUGCAUCCGAGAACAAAAGAGCGAGGGAGCCCAACCAGAAGUCGUCAUUGUAGAGCUCAAGCAUGGCAACAACGUCACACGUCGACCUAUCAAGGCCGACAGCGCCAUCAUGCACUGGAGCAAGCAGAUUAUUGCCCUCAAGGCGCAGUCGAGGACGCUACAGAUCUUCGACCUCGAGCAGAAGAAGAAGCUCAAGUCUUGCACAAUGAACGAGGAUGUCCAGUUUUGGAGAUGGGUCGGCGACAACACUCUCGGCCUCGUCACUACCACUAGCGUAUACCACUGGGACAUUGCCGAUGCUACCCAGGAGAGCCCCGUCAAGGUCUUUGAGCGCAAUGCCAAUCUCAAUGGGUGCCAGAUCAUCAACUACCGCGUUAACAGCGACGGCAAGUGGAUGGUAGUCGUUGGCAUCUCCCAGCAGCAGGGUCGUGUCGUUGGCGCCAUGCAGCUCUACUCCAAGGAUCGCGGUAUUAGCCAGGCCAUCGAGGGUCAUGCCGCCUCCUUCGGCACACUUCGCCUUGAGGGCGCUCCUCAAGACACGAAGCUCUUCAGCUUUGCUGUGCGUACGGCUACCGGCGCCAAGCUCCAUGUUGUCGAGGUCGAUCAUGCCGAAUCGAAUCCCGUCUUCCAGAAGAAGGCAGUCGACAUCUUCUUCCCUCCCGAGGCCACAAACGACUUCCCUGUCGCACUUCAAGUCUCCCAAAAAUACGGCGUGGUCUACAUGGUCACCAAGUAUGGCUUUAUCCAUCUCUACGAUCUCGAGACGGCCACUCUGAUCUUCAUGAACCGCAUCUCGAGCGAAACCAUCUUCACGACCUGCGCCGACAGUGUCUCGGCUGGUCUAGUGGGUAUCAACCGCAAGGGCCAGGUGCUCUCGGUGACCGUCGACGAGACCACCGUUAUCCCCUAUCUUCUGGACAAUCCCGCCAAUACCGAGAUUGCCAUCAAGCUGGCCUCUCGAGCCGGUCUGCCUGGUGCCGACAACCUCUACGCCAGACAGUUUGACCAGCUCUUCAACGCCGGAAACUAUCAGGAAGCUGCCAAGAUUGCCGCCAACUCCCCCCGUGGCUUCCUCAGAACCGCCGAGACUAUCGAAAAGUUUAAACGUCUUCCUACCCAACCCGGUCAGAUGGCUUUCACCCUCCAGUAUUUUGGCAUGCUGCUCGACAAAGGUGCCCUCAACGAGCACGAGACGAUCGAGCUGGCGCAGCCCGUCCUGCAGCAGAACCGGAAGCACCUUCUCGAGAAAUGGCUUAGCGAAAACAAGCUGGACUGCUCCGAGCGACUUGGUGACAUGGUUCGUCCGUUGGACGUAAACAUGGCCUUGACCAUUUACCUCAAGGCCAAUGUGCCCCAAAAGGUCGUCGCUGGAUUCGCCGAGACCGGACAGUUCGACAAAAUCCUACCAUACUCCGCCCAGACCGGCUAUAAGCCCGACUACAUUCAGUUGCUUCAGCAUAUUAUUCGUGUCAACCCCGAGAAAGGUGCUGAGUUCGCCACGGCUCUCGCCAAUAGCGAGCAGGGCCCUCUCGUCGAUUUCGAGCGCGUCUGCGACAUAUUCCAGUCCCAGGGCAUGGUCCAACAGGCUACUGCAUUCCUCCUUGAUGCCCUCAAAGACAACAGACCUGAGCAUGCUCGUCUUCAGACCAGACUUUUGGAGAUGAAUUUGAUGCACGCUCCUCAGGUUGCCGAGGCUAUCCUCGGCAACGACAUGUUCACCCAUUUUGACAAGGGUCGCAUUGCCCAGCUUUGCGAACAGGCUGGUCUUCCUCAGAAAGCCUUGGAGCUCUACGAAGACCCCGAGGCCAUCAAGCGUGUUGUUGUUAACAUUCCGGGUAGCCCGAACUUCAACCCCGAGUGGCUCUCUGGUUUCUUUGGCAAGCUGUCUGUCGAACAGUCUCUAGACUGCCUUGAUGCGAUGAUGAAGUCCAACAUCCGUCAAAACCUGCAGUCUGUCGUCAACAUUGCCACCAAGUACUCUGAGCUUCUUGGACCUGUCCGACUCAUCGAUCUCUUUGAAAAGUACAAGACCUCUGAGGGUCUUUUCUACUACCUAGGGAGCAUCGUCAACCUGUCCGAGGAGCCCGAUGUGCACUUCAAGUACAUUGAGGCCGCUACCAAGAUGGGCCAGUUUAACGAAGUUGAGCGCAUCUGCCGGGAUAGCAACAGCUACAACCCCGAGAAGGUGAAAAACUUCCUCAAGGAGGCUAAGCUUCCAGAGCAGCUACCUCUCAUCAUCGUCUGUGAUCGAUUCAACUUUGUCCACGACCUCAUCCUGUUCCUUUACCAGAACAAGCAGUUCCAGGCUAUCGAGUCCUACGUCCAGCGUGUCAACCCUUCGCGCACCCCCGCCGUUGUCGGUGGCCUCCUCGAUGUUGACUGCGAGGAAAGCAUCAUCAAGCAGCUUCUCAGCACUGUCAAUGCUCAGGAGAUUAGUAUCGAUGAGCUUGUCGCCGAGGUUGAGUCUCGUAACCGCCUGAAACUCCUCCUGCCUUUCCUCGAGGCCACUCUUCAGGCUGGCAACCAGCAGCAAGCUGUUUUCAACGCUCUCGCCAAGAUCUACAUCGACUCCAACAACAACCCUGAGAAGUUCCUCAAGGAGAACGACCAGUACGACACUCUCACGGUCGGUAAAUACUGUGAGAAGCGUGAUCCCAAUCUCGCAUAUAUUGCCUAUUCCAAGGGUCAGAACGAUCUCGAGCUCGUCAACAUUACCAAUGAAAACUCCAUGUACCGUGCUCAGGCUCGUUACCUGCUUGAGCGCUCCGACAACGAGCUGUGGAACUUUGUCCUGAGCGAGAACAACAUUCACCGACGCUCUGUUGUUGACCAGGUCACCGCCACGGCUGUCCCUGAGUCGACCGACCCUGCCAAGGUUUCUGUUGCUGUUUCUGCGCUGCUUGAGAAUGAUCUGCCACUCGAGCUCAUUGAGCUACUCGAGAAGAUCGUUCUUGAACCUUCUCCCUUUAGCGACAACCAGAACCUUCAAAACCUUCUUUUGUUUACCGCUGCCAAGGCUGACAAGGGCCGUGUCAUGGACUACAUUCACAAGCUUGACGGCUAUAGCGCCGAUGAGAUCGCCACGUCCUGCAUUGACGUCGGCCUGCACGAAGAGGCUUUUGAAAUCUACAAGAAGGCUGACAAUAAAUCCGAGGCUGUCAACGUUCUUGUCGAUCACGUCGUGAGCAUCGACCGCGCUCAAGCGUAUGCCGAGGAGGUUGACCUACCUCAGGUCUGGAGCAAGGUUGCUAAGGCCCAGCUCGAUGGCCUACGUGUCACUGAUGGUAUUGAUUCUUACAUCAAGGCGGAGGACCCAUCCAACUACAACGAAGUGAUUGAGAUUGCCACCCAUGCUGGCAAGAACGAGGACCUCGUCCGUUACCUCCGCAUGUCUCGCAAGACUCUUCGCGAGCCUACCAUUGACACCGCCCUUGCCUUCUCUUACGCUCGACUUGACCAGCUCUCCGAGCUCGAGGACUUCCUCCGCGCCACCAACGUCGCCAACAUUGAGGAGUCUGGAGACAAGGCCUACAAUGAGGGACUCUACGAGGCCUCCAAGAUUUUCUUUAGCAGCAUCUCAAACUGGGCCAAGCUCGCUACCACCCUCGUCCACCUUGAAGAUUAUCAGGCUGCCGUUGACUGCGCCCGCAAGGCCAACAACAUCAAGGUCUGGAAGCAGGUUCAUGGCGCUUGCGUUAAUAAGAAGGAGUUCCGUCUCGCUCAGAUCUGCGGUCUGAACCUCAUCGUCGACGCAGAGCAGCUGCUAGAACUUGUCAAGGACUACGAAUACAAUGGCUACUUUGAUGAGCUUAUCAGCCUUCUCGAGCAGGGUCUUGGCCUUGAGCGCGCUCACAUGGGUAUGUUCACUGAGCUUGGCAUUGCUCUAUCCAAGUACCAUCCCGAGCGACUCAUGGAACACAUCAAGAUCUUCUGGUCCAGAAUGAACAUGCCCAAAAUGAUCCGCGCGUGCGAGGAAGCCAACCUGUGGCCCGAGCUGGUUUUCUGCUACUACCACUAUGACGAAUUUGACAACGCUGCUCUUGCUGUCAUUGAGCGGCCGGAGAACUCGUGGGAUCAUCAGCAGUUUAAAGAGAUCAUCGUCAAGGUAGCCAACUUGGAAAUCUACUACCGCGGUAUCAAGUUCUACGUUGAACAACACCCCUCAUUGCUCACGGACCUACUUGCUGCUCUGACUACCCGUGUUGAUGUCAACCGUGUGGUCAAGAUGUUCCAGAAGAAUGAUAGUCUGCCCCUCAUCAAACCAUUCCUGCUCAAUGUACAGAGCCAGAACAAGCGCACUGUCAACGAGGCUGUCAACGAUCUGCUCAUCGAAGAGGAGGACUAUAAGACGCUGCGUGACUCAGUCCAAAACUAUGACAACUACGACGCCGUUGAGCUAGCUAGCCGUCUUGAGAAGCAUGACCUGAUCUUCUUCCGUCAAGUUGCUGCCAAUAUCUACCGCAAAAACAAGCGCUGGGAGAAAUCGAUUGCCUUAUCGAAGCAAGACAAGCUGUUCAAAGAUGCCAUUGAAACCGCUGCUAUUUCCGCCAAGUCCGAUAUUGUUGAAGAUCUCCUUCGCUACUUUGUCGACAUUGGCCACCGCGAAUGUUACACUGGCAUGUUGUACUCUUGCAACGAUCUCAUCCGCCCCGAUGUUGUUCUUGAGCUGUCAUGGCGCCAUGGUCUUAGCGACUUCACCAUGCCCUACAUGAUCAACAUUCUUGCCCAGCAGACCAAGGAGCUUGCUCUGCUCAAGGCCGACAACGAGGCCCGCAAGCUCAAGGAAAAGGAACAAACAAAGACGGAAGAUAACACUCCCAUCCUGGGUGCUGGCCGCCUGAUGAUCACUUCCGGUCCCGGCAGUGCCGCCUCGCCUGCUCCUGGCUAUGGCCAGGCGAAUGGUUUCGCCCCUCAGCCCACCGGUUACGGAUUUUAA
Molecule: messenger RNA, 5166 nt
Organism: Cordyceps militaris CM01
Lineage: Eukaryota; Fungi; Ascomycota; Sordariomycetes; Hypocreales; Cordycipitaceae
Product: clathrin heavy chain
Exons: 5
Coding region: 1-5166 (1721 amino acids)
Biological process (GO): intracellular protein transport; Golgi to endosome transport; receptor-mediated endocytosis
Cellular component (GO): actin cortical patch; clathrin coat of coated pit; clathrin coat of trans-Golgi network vesicle
Molecular function (GO): clathrin light chain binding; structural molecule activity
Source: RefSeq, a predicted model, not a curated record